This is a messenger RNA of Zingiber officinale, 1385 nucleotides long. RefSeq names its product ethylene-responsive transcription factor ERF110-like. The transcript has a single exon. NCBI's taxonomy places the organism in Eukaryota, Viridiplantae, Streptophyta, Magnoliopsida, Zingiberales, Zingiberaceae. Gene Ontology annotation, molecular function: DNA binding; DNA-binding transcription factor activity. Gene Ontology annotation, biological process: regulation of DNA-templated transcription; ethylene-activated signaling pathway. The coding region runs from base 226 to 936 and encodes 236 amino acids. The record is from RefSeq and is a predicted model, not a curated record.
UCAAAAUGCAACGGUAAAUUUGAAGACACAACUCCGGGUUCAUGCACUGACUUUCAAUAAAAAACAAACAAAAAAAACUAUUGACUUUUAACCAUACUGACUUCAAAUCCAGGCAUGGUUUUCCCAUCACCGACUUGCAUUUAAUCCGAAACUGUGAGGUUUUGUUUAAAUACGAAGCCGCUUUCCCUCCCUCUUUUAGAAUUAGCAGCUCUGCCCAAGCAGUCGAUGGCUGCUUGUCCUUUUCCCUCUUCAUUCUCCUCCUCCGGCGACGGCGAUGCUUUUCCCGCCGUCGGAGGGGCAGGGAAUGCCGUCCCUCCCUUUCUCUCCCGCCGCCGCUUGUCUUGGGAGAUGUCGAUCUUCGUGUCGGCCCUGACACAUGUGGUGUCCGGGGAGUCCGCCGCCGUCUCUUCCUCUUCUUCUUCUUUGCUGAGAACUCGCCCUGACUGCGGAGCAUAUUACGAACGGAGAGUCUCGUGGACACCUCGAUCUCAGGCUCCAACAGAAGCCACGGAACCGCCUUCCCCUCCUUCCGCCCCGAGGAAGUACCGCGGCGUCCGGCAGCGGCCGUGGGGCAAAUGGGCGGCGGAGAUCCGCGACCCGCACAAGGCGUCCAGAGUGUGGCUGGGGACCUUCGGGAAGGCGGAGGACGCGGCGCGGGCCUACGACGCGGCUGCCCUCCACUUCAGGGGAAGCAGAGCCAAGCUCAACUUCCCUGAGAGUGCACGUCUUCGCCGGCACACGUCCUCUGUUUCUAGCCCGAUCGCGGCGGCGGCCGAUCUAACAGAUUACAUUGAGUACUCGAGGUUGCUGCAGGGCAGUGGGGAGGACUACCCGAGUCUUCCUCCGGAGACCGUCUCUGAUACCUCGGAGAUGACGGCGGCGGCGGCGGCGGCGGACGAGGGUUCUUCCAUAGCUUCUCAUUCACUGCAAAACUAGUCUGUUUCUUCUUCCUCUGCUUCAGCGACUUCUUCCGCUCAUCCUCUGUCCAGUUGGGCUUCGACGGAUUACCAGCGAUUUCCUCCGGCUUAAAAUUGCUUUCUUUUCAUUAUUAUCGCUGUUCGAACGUGCCAAGGAAAGAGAUUUCGCAGUUUUGGUUGACUAAUUGUCAUGGGUCAUGGUCGACCAAAGAUGGCAAAGUUGACCGGACUGUUCAGUUCAGGAAGGAGUAGAGCCAAAAAUGAUCAAGUGGGCAAAUUGCAUGCGCUAAUUAAUGGGUAGCAAAUCUCUUAAGGGAUCUUGUUUCUAUUGUCAAAGAUAUGGAGCAAGAUUCACAGGACAGAAACGGGAAGAUACAAUGCAUAUGAGAAUCCAUCUUCUGUGCAAUAUUAGUUUGGCUGUAAACAAGGGGCACUUCUAUUUUGUUAUUAUUAUUGAUAAUUUAAGUA